Messenger RNA from Labeo rohita (rohu), 2490 nucleotides. RefSeq names its product MAPK/MAK/MRK overlapping kinase. The transcript is spliced from 12 exons. Gene Ontology annotation, cellular component: nucleus; cytoplasm. Gene Ontology annotation, molecular function: ATP binding; protein serine/threonine kinase activity. Gene Ontology annotation, biological process: protein phosphorylation; intracellular signal transduction. The coding region runs from base 261 to 1511 and encodes 416 amino acids. The record is from RefSeq and is a predicted model, not a curated record. NCBI's taxonomy places the organism in Eukaryota, Metazoa, Chordata, Actinopteri, Cypriniformes, Cyprinidae.
UUGAUAUCGAUCAGAUCAAUUUAAUAUUAAUAGCGAUGAACCCGAGUUCAUCACGGUGAUCGGUGAGCAGCGCGACCUCUGGCUGCAGGUCAGAGUUCAAGCGCACGCCGUUGCCAUGGAGACCGGCGGCGGCGGGACUCGCGCUGAAGCUUCACCGAUCGAUUGAACGAAUUUGUGUGUAACGAACGCGCGAAUCAAAGCUUGCGUUUGUUCCGUUAAAACGCGAAUUAAAGCUGACAUGCGACGGCAGCGUCCGAGGAAUGAACAAUUACAGAGUCAUCAAGAAGAUCGGAGAGGGAACGUUUUCUGAGGUGAUGAAGGUCCAGAGUUUGAAGGACGGCAAAUAUUACGCCUGUAAAACCAUGAAACAAACCAUCGAGAGUGUGGAUCAGGCUCACAGUCUCAGGGAGGUCCAAGCCAUGAAGCGUUUGAGUCCCCAUCCCAACAUCCUCCAGCUCCACGAGCUCGUCUACGAGAAAGACACAGGAACGCUGUCGCUCAUAUGUGAGCUCAUGGAGAUGAACAUAUACGAGCUUAUUAAAGGCCGUCAGUGUCCUUUAGCGGAGAGUAAAGUCAAGCACUACAUGUACCAGCUGUGCCGCUCUCUGGAUCACAUGCACAGCCACGGCAUAUUCCACAGAGACGUGAAGCCGGAGAACAUCUUGAUCAAAAAUGACGUGCUGAAGCUGGCAGACUUCGGCUCCUGCAGGAGCAUCUACUCCAAACCUCCCCACACCGAAUACAUCUCCACGCGCUGGUACCGAGCGCCCGAGUGUUUGCUCACGGACGGACACUACUCGCAGAAGAUGGACCUGUGGAGCGCCGGAUGCGUCUUCUUCGAAAUCCUCAGUUUGAGCCCUUUAUUCCCUGGACGAAAUGAGUUAGACCAGGUCAACAAAAUCCACGAUGUUCUGGGCACGCCGGACAACACGCUGCUGCAGAAGUUCAAACAGUCUCGUGCGAUGCGCUUCGAUUUCCCACCUCGCAAAGGCUGCGGGAUUUCCCAGCUGAUUCCUCACUGCUCCGCAGCCGCUCUGUCUCUCCUGCACCAGAUGUUGACCUACGACCCCGACGAGCGCAUCGGCGCCCGCGCGGCACUGCAGCACCCCUGCUUCAGAGAACUGCGGAUGGCUGAGAGGAAAGCGGCGAGUCUGCGGAAGGCCAUCGGAGCUGUGGAGGGAGAAUCCAGCGGGAUUCCCGCAUCCGUCGAUCAGCUGUGGCGUAUCGCCCGACAGGGAAGACGACAGCAUCUCAAACACGCCGGCGACCCGCUCGGCCGACGAAACGCCUCGCAUUUCCCUCUGGAGCUCCCAAAACUCAACGUGGUGGUCCCGACACCAAAAAUCCCUUACCCGGUGUCCACCUUCCCGGCUCUGACCGUCUCACACCGCGGCUCUCUGCCUGCCAUCUCCAAAAAGUGCCACUCGCGUCUGACCAAACCCAAAGAAGAGCCACACCAUUUCAAGAGCUACUACAUGCCUCCGCUGGAGCGCAAUCCAGACGAGUACUGACGCCCGACGACCGGCAGCGGAUGCCGCCGAACCGGAGGACGAACAUCUGCGUCGGCGCGUGUUUGGCUCCUGUACGCUGGUUUGAACGGUCAACAGACUACAAAGUCAACAUUUCCAUUUCACAUUACAAAAUAAAAGUCUUAGCACACACAGAAACCUGCAGUUUUCAAACCAAUACAAGCCGACGUUUGCAUCUGAUGUUUAUACGCGUCGUCCCGAAUGAUCUGACGUAGCUGCAUUUUAUUUGUUUCACAUUGUUGAAAGCAGAUUCUGUAAAAAUGGGUUUAAUGCUUUGGUCUCAAACUCAGUUCCUGGAGGUCUGCAGCUCUGCACGGUUUUGCUCCAACCCUGAUCAAACACACCUGAUCCAAAACUAAUCAAGGUCUUCAGGAUUACGAGAAACUAUCAAACAGGUGUGAGUUGGAGCGGGUUGGAGCUAAACUCUGCAGAGCUGCGGCCCUCCAGGAACUGAGAUUGACAACACUGGUUUAUUGAAAGUCUGCUGCUUUCCUUUAGACCAGGGGUUCUCAACUCUGGCCCUCGAGGUCCACUUUCCAGCAAAGUUUAGACCAUCAUUCAGCCCAAACCAGACGAGCGAAUCUCUAUAAACGAGACGCAUCUCACGGCAGAGACAGCAAGUGCCAUUCAGCUAUUACACAUUUUAUAUUUGCACAGAUGUCACCGGCUCACUGACGGAUCAUCAGCAGCGCUGCUCUACUGUUGGGACUUUAUAGUCUUUAAUAAAGGGGUUUUACUGUACACUUGUUGCAGAUCGCCAUGUUUUGACAGCUGACAUUUGUGUCGCUUUUAAAUGAUCUCUCCACCAUCACUGCUGUAUCCCAAUUUACCACAAACACAUCUGUAACCGUCCGUCUGAUGAUUUUACACUGAUGCAUUUGGGCCUGAAAUUGACCAUAAAAUCUUUAUUUAUAUGAAUGUUUUUGCUCAUUUUUCAAUUUUGCCAAUCAGAAUAAAUAAA